CGUCGCCAUGGGUGGGCGGGAUUUCCGAUUGUGUUCAGCGGACGGUUCUCCUAGUUGCGUCAGAGGGAGGGGAGCGUGUUGGUGCUGGGGCUAUGGCCUGGGCUGUGCCCUCGUUGCCCACCGACAAGUCUCGGUUCGUUUGUAUCUACCCAGCCUACAUAAAUAAUAAGAAGACAAUAGCUGAAGGAAGAAGAAUACCUCUUGACAAAGCUGUUGAAAAUCCCACAUCUACCGAAAUCCAAGAUGUAUGUGCAGCGGUUGGACUUAAUGUUCUUUUGGAGAAAAACAAAAUGUAUCCUAGAGAAUGGAACCGUGAUGCUCAGUAUAGGGGUAGAGUGCGGAUUCAGCUGAAGCAAGAAGAUGGCAGUCCCUGUUUUCCUCAGUUUCCAACACGUAAGUCAGUGAUGCUUUAUGCAGCAGAAACAAUCCCCAAGCUGAAAACAAGGACACAAAAAACGGGCAGCAGCGACCAAAGUCUACAGCAAGGAGAAGGUGGCAAAAAAGGCAAAGGGAAAAAGAAGAAAUGAGUGGCUGGCACUAAAGUAAUUGCAUGGAUGUGGGCAAAAUGACUAAGGGAGUCUCUGACCUGGAAGUGAAACAAGCCAGCAAGAACUGUUGAAACUUCUUUGUAGACACUGACUGAACUGGAAUGGAUUUAAUUUGCAUAUUGUAUAAGCCAGAUCACCAACUUUUUCAACCCACAGAGUACUGGAAGUGAGCAUUUUCUGUAUUUUUAUUAAAAACAAAACAAAUACAUGAUUUAAAA
Molecule: messenger RNA, 766 nt
Organism: Heteronotia binoei (common prickly gecko)
Lineage: Eukaryota; Metazoa; Chordata; Lepidosauria; Squamata; Gekkonidae
Gene: SRP19
Product: signal recognition particle 19
Exons: 5
Coding region: 93-527 (144 amino acids)
Biological process (GO): SRP-dependent cotranslational protein targeting to membrane, signal sequence recognition; SRP-dependent cotranslational protein targeting to membrane
Cellular component (GO): signal recognition particle, endoplasmic reticulum targeting
Molecular function (GO): 7S RNA binding
Source: RefSeq, a predicted model, not a curated record